UCCUGCCCAAACGUGACGUCACAAAGCGGAAGAGUUCUCACUUAUUUUUAUGCUAAUAUGGCAGCGCCGUCGGGCGGAGGCGAUACGGGCAUUGGCAAUGACCAGAUAAUUGCCUUGGGAUCUGCACUUCUCAAUAACUUCAUCUAUGAACGAGUUCGUCGUCAUGGGGACAGCGAAGCUGAAGUAACCCGAAGUCAGCUGGAUGGUGUUGAGUUGUGCGACCCCAACCAUAAACGUCUUGGGCAGUGUUUACAACAGAUUGGAGAUGAGCUGGAUGGAAAUGUGCAUCUGCAAAGAAUGGUAAAUGACCCUGCUCUUCAACCAACUCAAGAAGUCUUCAUGAAAGUGGCCCGAGAGAUCUUCUCUGAUAGGAAGUUCAACUGGGGCAGAGUGGUGGCGCUUUUCUACUUUGCGUGUCGGCUUGUCAUCAAGGCUAUUACAACCAGGAUUCCUGACAUCGUCAGAACCAUCAUAAGCUGGACUAUGUCCUACAUUCAGGAACACGUUAUUAACUGGAUCAGGGAACAGGGCGGAUGGGUAAGUCUUGACAGUGACUUUCUUAUGCAAGCACUUCCUUAAAAUCAUGUGAAACGUCGGGUGUCGAUGUGAUAUUUUAACACCGGCCACAAUGACCGUUACCAAAUCUACUGAUGCUACAAUAAACAAGAUGCACAAAACAGCACGAACAUUUAACUUUCGUAAUGUGAAGCAAAAUAUCCAGGCAGUACUGUAGAC
Sinocyclocheilus grahami is the source of this 735-nucleotide messenger RNA. RefSeq names its product apoptosis regulator BAX-like. Gene Ontology annotation, molecular function: channel activity; BH domain binding. The transcript is spliced from 5 exons. The record is from RefSeq and is a predicted model, not a curated record. NCBI's taxonomy places the organism in Eukaryota, Metazoa, Chordata, Actinopteri, Cypriniformes, Cyprinidae. Gene Ontology annotation, biological process: mitochondrial fusion; intrinsic apoptotic signaling pathway in response to DNA damage; regulation of apoptotic process. Gene Ontology annotation, cellular component: mitochondrial outer membrane. Bases 58 to 579 code for a protein of 173 amino acids.